AUGGAUGUAGCAGACACAUAUGCUACUCAAAGACAAGUGAAAGAUGAAGUUGGCGUGCGGUGCCAAAAGCUUUUCCAGGACUUUUUAGAAGAAUUCAAAGAAGAUAAUGAAAUAAAAUACGAGAAACAAGCUAAGGAGUUGUUGAAACCUGAAUUGAGUACUUUAGAAGUCAGCUUUGAUGAUGUUGAAAAAUAUAAUCAAAAUCUUGCUACCACAAUCAUUGAGGAAUAUUAUAGAAUAUAUCCUUUUCUGAACCAAGCUAUUUUGAAUUAUGUAUUGAGCCUUGCUGAUAGUGGCAUGAAAAAAGAUCUGCAGGAUAAAGAGUGUUAUAUUUCUUUUGUAGAUGUGCCAACCAGGCAUAAAGUGAGGGAAUUGACCACAGCUAAAAUUGGUACAUUAAUCAGAAUUUCAGGUCAAAUUGUAAGAACACAUCCAGUGCACCCAGAACUAGUGUUGGGAACAUUUGUUUGCCUAGACUGUCAGACCAUUGUUAAAAAUGUUGAACAGCAAUUUAAGUAUACAAUACCAACAAUCUGCAGAAAUCCAGUAUGUGCCAACCGUCGCCGAUUUAUGCUUGAUGCAGACAAAUCGGUAUUUGUUGACUUUCAGAAGAUUAGAAUACAAGAGACUCAAGCGGAGUUACCUCGUGGUUGCAUACCAAGGUCCCUUGAGGUUAUAUUAAGAGCAGAAGCAGUGGAAUCUGUGCAGGCAGGAGACCGUUAUGACUUCACAGGGACUCUUAUAGUAGUGCCUGAUGUUGGUUCACUAUCGUUUCCUGGUGCAAAAGCAGAAAUCACUUCACGAACACGGCAUGCAAACGAAGGCCAGAUGGAAGGAAUCAAGGGACUUAAAGCUUUAGGUGUACGUGAACUACAUUAUAAGACCGCAUUCCUCGCAUGUAGUGUUCAAGCAAUAUCGCGUAGAUUUGGCACUGCAGAGCUUGCUACUGACGACCUCACCACUGAAGACAUGAGAAAACAGAUGACUGAUAAAGAAUGGGACAAGGUUUAUGAAAUGUCAAGAGAUCGUAAUCUUUACAACAAUCUAAUAACCAGUCUUUUCCCAAGUAUCCAUGGAAACAAUGAAGUGAAGAGAGGAAUUCUCCUCAUGUUGUUUGGGGGUGUUGCCAAAGUUACAGUUGAAGGAACAACACUUAGAGGCGAUAUAAAUGUAUGUAUAGUGGGUGACCCAAGUACAGCCAAAUCUCAGUUGUUAAAACAAGUGAGCGAAAUAACUCCCCGAGCAGUUUACACCAGUGGCAAGGCAUCAACAGCGGCUGGUCUUACAGCAGCUGUAGUGAAGGAUGAGGAGUCAUUCGACUUUGUAAUUGAAGCUGGUGCGUUGAUGUUGGCUGACAAUGGCGUGUGCUGUAUAGACGAGUUCGAUAAGAUGGACCUCCACGAUCAAGUAGCUAUUCACGAGGCCAUGGAGCAACAGACCAUAUCAAUUGCAAAGGCUGGAGUUAGGGCAACACUUAACGCUCGAACAUCGAUACUAGCUGCUGCCAACCCCAUAGGGGGCCGUUACGAUCGUGCUAAAUCUUUACAACAAAAUGUGUCUUUAAGUGCACCGAUUAUGUCGCGUUUUGAUCUAUUCUUUAUACUCAUUGAUGAAAGCAGUGAGAUGGUUGAUUACGCUAUAGCCAGAAAGAUAGUGGACUUGCAUUGUAACAAAGAAGAGACAUACGAUUGUGUUUAUACAAGAGAUGAUCUGCUAAGGUACAUCGCCUUUGCGAGAUCUUUCAAGCCUAUUAUUACUGAGGAAGCGGGCAAGCUACUAGUGGACUAUUACACGACUCUUCGAUCUCGUGAUGGUGGGGGGGCCAAUGGGGGAGGAUCAUGGCGUAUCACCGUUCGCCAGCUGGAGUCUAUGGUGCGACUGGCGGAAGCCAUGGCCAAGAUGCAUUGUAGUGGUCACGUCGCUCCUCAACAUGUACACGAAGCUUACAGGUUACUAAAUAAAUCAAUAAUUCGUGUGGAGCAGCCAGAUAUUCAUUUGGAUGAAGAUGAACCACAGUAUGAACCUAUGAUGGAUGUUGAUCAAGAAACGCCCGAUGGCAGCACGGAAAAGACAGUGAAUGGAGAUACUGCGCCAAAGAAAAAGCUAACGUUGUCGUUUGAAGAAUACAAAGCACUCAGUGACAUGUUGGUCGUUUUCAUGAGGAAAGAGGAGGCUGAGGCUGAAACUCGAGGUGAAGAAAGUGCGGGUAUGAAGAAAAGUGCAGUAGUGAACUGGUAUUUGGAGCAGCUAGUGACGCAAGGCCAAAUAGAAAAUGAGGACGAAUUACUAGAAAGGAAAACAUUGGUUGAGAAGGUCAUUGAUAGGCUCAUGUAUCAUGAUCAAGUUAUAAUUCCACUGUCAACCACCGGUUUAAAGGCUACUCAGAAAUCAUCAGAGCAGGAAAUAGAAGAUGAUCCAUUAUUAGUUGUUCAUCCCAAUUAUGUUGUGGAUACGUAA
Messenger RNA from Parnassius mnemosyne (clouded apollo), 2457 nucleotides. The record is from the annotation of a GenBank genome assembly. Lineage: Eukaryota; Metazoa; Arthropoda; Insecta; Lepidoptera; Papilionidae.